CAUUAUUUACACUCACAACCCGUAAAGUGCAAUUCUUCCGUACGAAAGAUCCGAUCCCUACUUGGCCAUGCAACGGAACGAUCAGGUGCAGCAAUAUGACGGGCAACAACAAACGAAUGCCAUGAAUUUUCAGUUUUCUCCGGAUGAACUGCGCGUCCUUCGGGAGUGCAAUCGGGAAUCGUUCUUUCAACGAUCGCUCCCACUUGGCACGCUGCUGGGACUAGGGGCAUGGUAUGCGGUCAACAACAACUACCUGAAGCCCAGUGCACGGUUCGGGCCGGCACCGAAGAUACUGGUUGGCGUUACGUUCGGGUACUUUAUCGGCAAGCUUAGCUACCAGGGCAGGUGUGCGGAAAAACUCAUGCAACUUCCCAAUUCGAGAUUGGCCGAAAUGUUGCGUCACCGUCGUCAGCACGGAUCAUCCGGGAUGGCCGACAAGUUUCUUCCGGACCAAGGGUUCGGUGCAUCGAGUAUGCUGACCCCGUUCGCUUCCACGCCCACCCUGGAACGUCACGCUGAUGAAUCGUUCACCAACAACGGAUCGCUCAACAUGGAUGUAGAAGUUCCACAGUACACGGGUCUAGACGACAGUGGCCGGCCAACUCUCGACUCAAUGAGCACCCUCGAUGAAGACCUGCAACUUCCGCCCGCACCGAAAGCAUCCAAAAGCUACGAGGAAAUGCGACGCCAGAACCGGGAGGAGUACGUACGGCGCCACCAGCAGCAGUACCGGGCACCGGCGGUCCUCGAAGACAGCCCUCCGAUUCGCCGCGAACCUAUGGAACGUAGAGCGAGUGGCCCUUCGGACGACCAGUCUUACGGUCCUAGCAGCACGGCGGGAGCGAAAAACAAAUACGGUGACGCCUGGUCCCAGUAGUCACGCGCUUGACU
Molecule: messenger RNA, 891 nt
Organism: Anopheles cruzii
Lineage: Eukaryota; Metazoa; Arthropoda; Insecta; Diptera; Culicidae
Gene: asrij
Product: OCIA domain-containing protein 1
Exons: 5
Coding region: 68-877 (269 amino acids)
Cellular component (GO): endosome
Source: RefSeq, a predicted model, not a curated record